Molecule: messenger RNA, 1047 nt
Organism: Pedinophyceae sp. YPF-701
Lineage: Eukaryota; Viridiplantae; Chlorophyta; Pedinophyceae
Source: the annotation of a GenBank genome assembly
AUGCCGUCGACGGAGGAUGACUUCGAGUUCCUGAAGGUUCUCGGGAAGGGGAACUUUGGAGAGGCCAAGCUGGCGAAGCGGAAGGACACGGGCGAGCUCUUCGCCAUCAAGUUCCUCCCAAGGGGCGCGAAGAUCACCAACCACGUGGAGCGCGAGAUCUUGAACCACAGGCAGCUCCAGCACCCGAACGUCGUGCAAUUCCAGGAGGUGUUCCUCACGAAGAAGGAGCUGUGCAUCGUGAUGGAGUAUGCCGAGGGCGGGGAGCUCUUCAAGCGCGUGCAGGCGCAAAAGCGGUUCCCGGAGGAGACCUGCCGACACUACUUCCAGCAGAUCCUCUCCGGCCUGCACUACUGCCACAAGCAGGGGGUGUGCCACCGCGACCUGAAGCUAGAGAACUGCCUGCUCGACAGUUCGUCGCAAGAGCUGGCGCAGGUCAAGCUGGCAGACUUUGGCUACUCGAAGCACGCCGUGCUGCAGUCAAACCCGAACUCGACCGUCGGGACGCCCGCGUACAUCGCCCCGGAGGUCCUCCUCGCGAACGAGUACGAGGGGCCGCCCGCGGACAUCUGGUCGCUCGGGGUGACGCUGUACGUCAUGCUGUGCGGGCGGUACCCGUUCGAGGACCCGAAGGACCCGAAGAACUUCCAGAAGUCGCUGCAGCGCAUCGUGGCGGUGCAGUACCAGUUCCCGUCGUCGGUGAAGCCCUCGCCCGAGCUGCAGGACCUCUUCGACAAGAUCCUGGUCGCGGACCCGAAGAACCGGAUCAAGAUCAGCGAGAUCUGGCAGCACCCGUGGUUCAAGAAGAACCUCCCGCAGGACCUGGCCGAGGAGGUGGCUGCGGAAUCCAAGGGCCAGAAGUACUCCUGGUUCAAGAAGCUCGCGUCCAAGGUGCGGCAGAAGCGCGGCGCGACGGCCGAGGGGAAGACGGACGACGAGCUGCUCGCGAAGCAGAGCCCCGAGGAGAUCAAGGCCAUCGUGCAAGAGGCACGCCAGGACAACCAGGAGGUGGACAUGCUCGAGGACGACUUCGACGACGAGUUCUUCUAG